AUGGGAAAGAAAGACGCCAGUGUCAGGCAUCACUUGUUACUUCAUUCACGUGUAUUGUUUCAGAAUCAACACAAGGGGAAAUACCUUCUGGAGUAUGUUUGUCGACAACUGAACUUAGCAGAGAAGGAUUAUUUUGGACUUCGUUAUGUAGAUGCCACACGACAAAGGCACUGGUUAGACCCGGCAAAAUCUGUGAUAAAACAAGUCAAAGAUAUGGAUCCUAUAUUGUUCAGCUUCCGUGUAAAGUUUUAUCCACCAGACCCCUUCAGACUGAAGGAGGAAAUAACUCGAUACCAGAUCUACCUGCAGCUCAAGAGAGAUCUCCUCCAUGGACGCCUGUACUGUACGCCGUCAGAAGCAGCCCUGCUGGCUGCUUAUAUAAUUCAGUCGGAGUUGGGUGAUUAUGAUCCAGAAGAGCAUGAAGAUAAUUAUGUCUCAGACUUCAAACUGUUAUUAAAGCAAACACCAGAAAUUGAGGGAAAGAUAAUGGAGCUGCACCAAACACAACUAAGAGGGCAGACACCAGCACAAACAGAAACCAAUUUUCUGAGGAAAGCCUGCCAGCUGGAUACAUAUGGUGUUGAUCCUCAUCCUGUAAAGGAUCACAGAGGAAACCAGUUAUAUCUUGGGAUAAACCAUUGUGGUAUCUUAACAUUCCAAGGCAGUCGCAAGACACAUCACUUUCGUUGGAGUGAGGUUCAGAAAAUAAAUUAUGAAGGGAAAAUGUUUAUUGUUCACCUUACAUAUAAUGAGAAAAAACAUACAGUUGGUUUCAAAUGUCCUACUGGGGCAGCUUGUCGCCAUGUCUGGAGAUGUGCCAUAGAACAGAUGCUUUUUUUUACACUUCCCUCGAGUUCUGAAGCACCUUCAGUGGUGACAGGUGGCAGUUUCUUUUCCUGGGGAACAAAGUUUCGAUACACUGGUCGAGUUGAGAAAGAAAUUCUUGAAGAUUCUGGUCCAUUGAGAAAGGAAGAGCCAUCAAUAAACAGGAAUUUUCGCUCAUCUAGUUUGCGGCGGAAGGCUUCCAGUGUUCCAGCCACUCCUUCAACACCUAUUGGCUCGGAACUGGGGUAUGGAAGUCUCCCAAGAGCCAAUCAUUCUGCACCAACCUCAGAUGCACGACUGGAUGCCAGCGGAAAUAUUUUGUGUGGAUCUGAUGUUCCACUUUCAUCACCUUACUGCACAGACUCUGCACUGCCACUUCUCGAGACUGUUGCUGAAGAUCAAGAAAUAACAGGGAAGCAUCGGUUACAAGCUGAGGAUAUUGAUGCAUUUAUUAAGCAUGAAAAAAACCAGAAUUCACCAUCACGCACUUCUACCACUCAAUGCAUGGUCCCUUGCACUUCCACACCCAAGGGAGACAUUGUUUAUGAAUCAAAUCUGGAUAAAGGGUUUGAAAAACAUCAGAAAGCAACAGAAGAAAAGAAUGUAACUGACGGCAUUAAGGAACCUUCCCAACACAAAUUAGGUCUGAAGGAUGGAGAAAAUGUGCAGCAUGGUUUUGAUGACUAUUACUUCCGCGACUCGUUUGAGCACUCGUCAUCGGAGUCGCAACUAAUGGAGCUCGGUCUCAAGCAGACACACCUGGGUACAACACCCACCAGGACACAACCUCCACCUAUACAAGCACCUCCUACCUCUUCACAGGUGGGACUUGUAUCGGCGCAACAUUCGGGUGGCACUAAUCGUCGGUUCAACAUUUUUCGUGUGUUUGUGCCAUCAUUUCUAGUUGUUGUGGCAUCACUAGUUAUUGGUACUGUGUUUAUACUCGAGCUGGACUGUGAAACAUUUAGCACUCUGCGGCGAUGGCCAGAAAUGGUAGUACUGCGGCAUGAUUAUUAUGAACCUAUGAAGGAAUACUUACGGAGGCACUUUGUAGGCUGGUUAUCGUAGAAUAACAGUGAAACUUUUAUUGUUACCUGUGCCUAGGGACUUUGACCCACACCUACAGUAGUGGUGCAAUAAUGACUGUACCAGACAGCUGUAACAUGCAUGUAUGUUUUCUUUGGAAAUGCUUUUUCUGUGAGACUAACAGCGAAGGGAAAUCUGCAGGGAUACAUACUGUCCACUCUGUAAGUAAACGUAACUGGUUUCUAGUGCAAGACUUUCUGAAACAUUUGGGAACUUUUUUACAUAUUAAUAAAUGUCCUCCUUCACAGCUUUUAUGGGACUUCAAAAUAACUAAUGAACAGUUUUUUAAAAACGUUGAUUUAAAUUCUCCCUGUGCGCCUUCCGUUACUCCUCAAAGUGCCUGCAACCACUGUUGGCAGUGGUUAUUCCAUUUCUUCUUGCCCCAAAUUUUUGUGGUAUCUUUCAUCAGAGUAAUACCUAUUUACAUAUUUUGUUACCAUACAGCAUUAAUAGGAACAAGUACUGAUGGGGCCAAUAAAAAUGUGGCCUAAGAAAUGCUGCUGUUGCUCUGUAUGAAAUUUAUGGAUAUAAAAGAUUGUGCUUUCACAUAUAUCACAUUGUCAAUUAUAAAUGAAAUCUUUGUUAUUUUUAAUAGUUUUUAAAAAUGGUUGGUAUAACUGUGUAACAGAGAUGCAAGAUUUUGUUUUUAAAUAACACAGCCAGAAGGCUUGUUUCAGAUUGAAUGACACAACUGUUUCAUUGUUUUACUGAAUAAUCAACAAAAAUCUAUGUUAUCAUCAUGAUAUUUGAUGAGGUGCACAUUCCACAUUAUCACUGUUAUAAAUAAUGGACUUUUAAUGUAUCUAACUGUGAUCCAGAAUUGAAAGUACAAAAUGUACUGCGCGAAAAGGAUGUUUUAAGUUUUAAAAGUCUAAUGUAAUGAAAUUUUAUUUAUUUAUUUAAUCUGUGUUCAAACAAGGUACUCAAUGAAGAUGAUUUCAUGGCACAUUCUGUGUUCUUUAAGAAAGAAAUGUAAGGAAAUGUUUUAAUGUAUACAUUCCAUAAGCAUUUUAUUGUAUUAUUAUAAAUGUAGAGUUACAUUCCUUUAUUUUUAAUAAGUAGACAAUGACAGUAUAGCCUCCACCUCUUCCACUCUUCUUUCAUUCAGGUGCUUUCUGCUGUUUAUGGAACUGAGUGCAGCAAUAAAUAAUACAAAUUUGGAAUGAAGGUCAA
Messenger RNA from Schistocerca piceifrons (Central American locust), 3084 nucleotides. RefSeq names its product FERM domain-containing protein 5 (gene Frmd5). The transcript is spliced from 11 exons. Gene Ontology annotation, cellular component: cytoskeleton. The record is from RefSeq and is a predicted model, not a curated record. NCBI's taxonomy places the organism in Eukaryota, Metazoa, Arthropoda, Insecta, Orthoptera, Acrididae. The coding region runs from base 1 to 1893 and encodes 630 amino acids. Gene Ontology annotation, molecular function: cytoskeletal protein binding.